Molecule: messenger RNA, 1488 nt
Organism: Eurytemora carolleeae
Lineage: Eukaryota; Metazoa; Arthropoda; Copepoda; Calanoida; Temoridae
Molecular function (GO): sequence-specific DNA binding
Source: RefSeq, a predicted model, not a curated record
UUAGAAUGGAAAUGAAGUUCUUCUAUAAUAUGGAGAGAGAAAAAAACUAAUCAAUCACUGCAAAUAUAAUGCUGGCAUUGUGCCAUUUCUAAACAACGGUUCAAAGGAUAUUUAUUAAUAUAGAAUGGAAGGAAGACCCCUCGAGGACGGUUCUCCACAAAGAAAGAAAAGAUGUAAAGUCCCUCCCCUCAUAUCCUUGUGUUAUCCAUGUGACGAAUGUGAAUUUUCCACAGCGACAAAAUCCGACCUAAAAAGGCACAUGAAUAGUGAACACAUAAAUAACUCCUAUUCUUGUUCAAACUGCAGUUUUGUAACGUCCUCCAAGAAAGGUUUGCGAGGACACUUUACCAGGGCGCAUAUCAUGAAUGUCAGGCAGUUUCAAGAAAAGACAUUGAAACAAAAAGAAGCAAAUGAGAGAAAAAGAGAACAUAAAAGAUUAGAGAGUAGAAAUUCUGAAGAACAGAACAAGCCCAGGGUUUUCCUAGUUCCAGCAGGGCCAGGUGUAGACACUGACUCCACUGACUCUACUGAUGGAAGAGCAAGAUCUCGUUGUUGCAGUGUUCCUGGAUGUAAAAACCGGAAUGGUCAAAUGCACACUUUCCCUAAGAAUGAUCCACAAAGAGUUCAACGCUGGAUGGAGGCUAUUAAUGUCGACAUAUCCUCGUACAAAAUAAAUUCAUACCGGAGAGUUUGCCAUCUUCAUUUUCCACCAGAGAGCUAUGCACGGAACCUGCAAGCGGAGUUACUAAACUACCCCUGUCGGAAGCGAUUGGCGGAUGAUGCUGUUCCGUCCCUCCUCCUUCCAUCUCCGCCUUCGAAGGGAAAUAAACCUCCAGUUCCCAAACUUCAAGUUAAACUUGUAGAAGAUAAAGUAUGUCAACAACCUGGUUCAACUGAUUCAACUGGUUCAAAGCGUCAAAGAAAGGCUUGCUGUGGUCCUAAAUGUGGUAAUCAAAAUGGUACAAUGCACCUCGACGGGCGGAAUGGAUGAAAGCUUGUGGUCUCUCUAGGCAUGUCUCUUAUCAUAUCAAGGUGUGUGGAAAGCAUUUUGCUCCAGACAGUUAUGUUCGAAACCUCCAAGCAGAGCUAUUAAACUAUCAACCAUACAGGAAAGUUCUGUCGGAGCAAGCUGUUCCGUCCCUCUGCCUUCCUACAUCUACACCUGAAUCCACAAUCAUCAAGCAAGAAAACGAGGAUGGUUUAGAACUUGUAAAUGUGAGGAUUGAAGAUGGUAUCAAGCAAGAAAACGAGGAUGGUUUAGAACUUGUAAAUGUGAGGAUUGAAGAUGGUAUCAAGCAAGAAAACGAGGAUGGUUUAGAACAUGUUUAUGUGAUGAUUGAAGAUGGUAUCAAACAAGAAAACGAGGGUGUGCUUGAUUAUGUCAACGUGAAAUCUGAGGAUGGCUUCAAGCAAGAAACAGACCCUUUGGCUGGUUAUUAGUAAAUUAACUUUGUAUUACUAAAAGAAUAGAUUGAAAAAUGUAAUUUA